Juglans regia (Persian walnut) is the source of this 366-nucleotide messenger RNA. RefSeq lists its product as uncharacterized. The record is from RefSeq and is a predicted model, not a curated record. The coding region runs from base 1 to 366 and encodes 121 amino acids. The transcript has a single exon. Lineage: Eukaryota; Viridiplantae; Streptophyta; Magnoliopsida; Fagales; Juglandaceae.
AUGGAUCUUCGACCCGAGUACCGCUCAAUCUCGUGCGAGUUGCGGGCUUUAAAGAAGAUGGUACGCAACGAGUUUGGCAACGGAGAUUCAGACAGUGAUGGGAUUGCUAAUUCUUUCGGUGCCAAUUCGAGUCCUCUGUUUGAGAGGGGUCGGUUUUACGAGGAGUACUCCGCUAGAAGGAACGAGAGGCUGAGGAGCAAGAAGAACGAGACAGGGCAUGAAAGGAAGACCGCGCACGGUCUCGGUGCCAUGGGGGAGUCUGCGAAAAAAAGCAGCAGUACGAAGAACCUUGAGAGUUUGAGGAAAUCGGUCUCGUCGGCUUACUCUGUGGAGCAGAGCGAGGCCCGACUUCGAGGUAUAUGCUAA